AACAAAAGUAAUCGAUAAAUUAAUUCACCAACUGCAGCAUUUUUCGUGAAAAUUUGUUUUGAUUUGAGAAUUUUUGACUAACCGUGAAUAUCCGAGCCCGUUGCAAAUGGGUUCAAAGCGACGCAACAUCGAGGACGAGCUCUCCCGCUUCGAGGCGGAGAUCUCUAAGCCGCCCGCCCGAAACCUCUUCGUGCCGAACCAGGUGCGUCCCAUCAUCGCCGCCAACACGUACCACAACGUGCAGAACAAGUUGCAGCACCACCACGGGAAUGGAGGAUCUCGACUGACCGUGCCCCCGCCACCGAUCCCGCCGCCACCCACCUUCAUGUCCACCUUUGUGCCCACGGGCAGUGGGGGCGGCUCAUCCUCCAGCUCCAAGCCGAUCUCAGCAACGCCCGUGGUCCUGAGCAGUGCCCCAAAGCUGUACCAGUGUCGACAGUCGGUGCACGUGCCCACAGUAGCCGCAGCACCAUCCAUCGACAUCAACGCCGUGUCCUUCGAUGUGACGCAGAAGCUGAAGAAGCUCAAGGCGGAGAAGUCCGGCCCCAAUCCCAUUGCAGAAGAGGCCAUCAAGGCUGCUCGCGCCUCUUCGGCACUGCAGUCCUUCCAGACGACGGAGCGCAAGAAGAAAGACCGGAAAACCGUAAGGAUCGCAGGUGGCAGCGUUUGGGAAGACUCCUCCCUGGCUGACUGGCCCGACGAUGACUUUCGCAUCUUCUGCGGCGACCUGGGAAACGACGUGAACGACGAGGUGCUGACCCGGACCUUCAACAAGUUUCCCUCGUUCCAGCGAGCUCGUGUGGUGCGCGACAAGCGGACGGGCAAGAGCAAGGGAUUCGGCUUCGUCAGCUUCCGGGAACCGGCCGACUUUAUACGGGCCAUGAAGGAGAUGGACGGACGCUAUGUGGGCAGUCGGCCCAUCAAGCUGCGCAAAAGCACUUGGCGACAACGCAGCCUGGACGUAGUCAAGAAAAAGGAGCGCGAGAAACAGGUGCUGCUGCAGGCGUUUAACUCCAUGAACUGAAUCUGCGCGUGCAUACCCUGUCCUUUAGGCUAGUUUCGGUCACUUUGAAGUAGCAAAUUUGUUUUGGAUGUUGCUGCCAAAGAUGAGCAAUAAAUUUACGUUUAGCAAUUGA
This is a messenger RNA of Drosophila subpulchrella, 1136 nucleotides long. RefSeq names its product RNA-binding protein 42. Bases 107 to 1024 code for a protein of 305 amino acids. Lineage: Eukaryota; Metazoa; Arthropoda; Insecta; Diptera; Drosophilidae. The transcript has a single exon. Gene Ontology annotation, molecular function: mRNA binding. The record is from RefSeq and is a predicted model, not a curated record.